UUUGUAAUAUUUAUGUAGUUAUAAUAAUAAUAUUUAAUUAUAAAAUUAAUCUUAAAUAAAGUAAGCAUUACUAACCGUACAAGUGGGAUUACUUUAAGUAAUCCAGUUAAGUUAUUUGACUUUUAGAGAAAUUAGAAUCUCAUCAUAAACUUCAAAAUUCGUCUUCGACAUCUUCGAUAAAAAAAAAGCAAAAUUAAAUUAAAUGUUAACAAUAUUGUUACGCCAUACAGUCGUUAAUGUGCGACAUAGAUCUACGAUUUCUUUAAAUUAUGGUCAAAGUAUAUUAGUGCGUAAAUUUUUGUGUACUUCAGUCCAGAGACAAGCUCAUUUGCCGCAAUUAUCACCAUAUGAUGUCAAUUUGAUUUUAAGAGAAAAUGAGUUCAUGUAUACAUUUACUGAGGAGCAAAAUUGUUCAGUGCAUGGAUAUGAAUCAAAUCAAUUAAGUUCUAAUAGACCAUGUGAAGAUACCCGAACAGAAGCUAGUUUCAUACAUAAAAAUGCUUUUAUAUGCGGCAUUUUUGAUGGUCAUGGUGGUCCAGCUUGUUCCCAAGUUGUAUCUAAACGCUUAUUACGGUAUAUAGCUGCCAGUGUAAUUGAUCGAAAGAUAUUGAAAGAACAAAUCAAACAAAAAUGUAACAGUCAAUCAUUUCUUAAGUGCCAUAAUGAUAAGGUGGAUUUUGUUAAAGAAAUUAAAGAUCUUUAUGAAGAAAGUUUUAGUAAAUUCGUAAGAAAAAUUUCUAGUCAAAGUCAAAAUGAACGCUCUAAGGAAAUACAAAAUGCUUUUCUUUCUUUGGAUAAAGAUUUAUCGGAAGAAGCUUUACGUCAUACAAAUAUACGUACAAUGUCUGUCGCUAUGUCUGGUGCUGUGGCUUGUGUUGCUCAUGUGGAAGGUAUCGAUUUACACGUAGCGAAUACCGGUGAUUGUACCGCUGUAUUGGGUACUCAAAACACGGAAACUGGUCAAUGGCUUUCAAAAAAACUCACGGUUGAGCACAAUACCGACAAUCACCGCGAAGUAAAGCGCAUAUUAUCUGAACAUCCUAAAGAAGAACGCGAUACUGCCAUACGUAAUGAUCGUUUGUUGGGCCAAUUAGCACCACUGCGUGCCUUAGGAGACUUUCGUUAUAAAUGGUCGAGUACCACUAUGGAAAAAUUUGUUGUACCUGUUUACGGUGAGGCGUCAAUACCGCAGCAUUACUUUACACCGCCAUACUUAACAGCUGAACCGGAAGUUGAGCAUCAUACAUUAACGCCCAAUGACAAAUUUUUAGUUAUAGCCAGCGAUGGACUAUGGGAUUUUUUGACACCUUCACAAGUUGUGGGUUUGGUUGGCGAACACCUAAGUUCAAAGCGAAUUCUAGAACCAGUCAAGAUACCGUCCGGAGAUGUAUCGUUACAAUCGAUAGCUGAUUUGUUGGCGCAAAGGAAAGCUGGACUCACAACGAAGCCAUUGGAUCAGAACUCCGCAACUCAUUUAAUACGUUAUGCGCUGGGUUCCACCGAUUAUGGCAUUGAACAUUCAAAAAUCUCCUAUUAUCUCUCACUACCUCAAGAUGUUGUGCGUCUUUACCGGGAUGACAUAACCAUCACAGUGAUUUACUUUAAUAGUGAUUGUAUUUCCAGUCUAAAAGAUACCGGAACGUCUUAAUUUUGAUAACAUCUCGUCACUAACGAAGAUUGUUUAUUCUAUUUUAGUUUUCUUUUGUGUAAAUAGUUUGUUCAAAGUUCUUUUCUUUAAACGUGUUUGGUAGCUGCUGAUGAACUGAUUGAUUUCGUUCCUUCUUUUAGUUUUAGAAAUUACUGUUUACCGUUUACUAUACAUUUUUUUUUUUUUUAUGCAUUUGUUCCUGUUAAGAAAUGUAUGAAACAAAUCUUAGUUCAAAUCUCUGCAAAUGUAAAAACGAUUGCCAAAAAUAUUGUUAAAAUAAAAUGAUUACUCUUCCA
Glossina fuscipes is the source of this 1944-nucleotide messenger RNA. It is a transcript of the gene Pdp, whose product is annotated as pyruvate dehydrogenase [acetyl-transferring]-phosphatase 1, mitochondrial. Gene Ontology annotation, biological process: protein dephosphorylation. Bases 203 to 1648 code for a protein of 481 amino acids. The transcript has 6 exons. Gene Ontology annotation, molecular function: protein serine/threonine phosphatase activity. The record is from RefSeq and is a predicted model, not a curated record. NCBI's taxonomy places the organism in Eukaryota, Metazoa, Arthropoda, Insecta, Diptera, Glossinidae.